This is a messenger RNA of Acanthopagrus latus (yellowfin seabream), 2406 nucleotides long. It is a transcript of the gene mettl13, whose product is annotated as methyltransferase like 13. The transcript has 9 exons. The coding region runs from base 138 to 2225 and encodes 695 amino acids. Lineage: Eukaryota; Metazoa; Chordata; Actinopteri; Spariformes; Sparidae. The record is from RefSeq and is a predicted model, not a curated record.
UCCACAAUGUCCUCCAAUCGGCGAGCGGUGCUGCCAGCAAUUUCGUCCGGCUCGGGUAGCCAGUGCCAUGUGGGGAAGUGUCUGUAAACAGCCUCUGUCACUGUAAGCUGAAACGUUUCGGAGCGUUGUGGCCGACAAUGAGUCUUUUACCUCGGACUGCAGAUGAGUUCAGCUCCGCAGAGUACUGGGAGCGGUUCUUUAAGAAGCGCGGAGAGAAGUCUUUUGAGUGGUAUGGAGACUACAACAAACUGUGCGGCGUGCUGCAUAAAUACAUCAAAGUCCAACACAAGGUGCUGGUGGUUGGUUGUGGUAACUCAGAGCUGAGUGAACAGCUGUAUGAUGUCGGCUACAAACAUCUAACUAAUAUCGACAUAAGUGAGACAGUGGUGACCCAUAUGAACCAGCGAAACGCUGAGCGUCGGCCAGGCCUGACCUUUCAGCAGGUGGAUGCCACACAAACUCCAUAUGAGGAUGCCAGCUAUCAGGCUGCCCUGGAUAAGGGCACGUUGGAUGCCAUGGCGUCAGAAGAAGAGGGAGCACUGGCCAGGAACAUGCUCACCGAGGUGGGCCGCGUGUUAAGUGUUGGUGGCCGGUAUGUCUGUGUGACGUUGGCUCAAGAGAGUGUGAUCAAGUUGGCUGUGGAGCACUUUGUGGAGCAGGGCUGGGCGGUCAGGCUCCACUGCCUGCAGGAGGAAAGUGGGAAAGAAGAGGACUCCUUUGCGCUGCCUGUCUUUGUCCUGGUCUGCACCAAGUUUCGUCAGCCGAUGCCCACGCCUAUUCUAGAGAUGUGUCUCGGGGAAGAUGGAGCCCCUACCCGUCUCACACAGGUAGCAGAUUUGUUGUCGUCUGUGAGGGAGUAUCAGGCUUACUCUGUCUUGAAAAAGAGGCUUCGUACGAGCACGGACGCCAGCUCGAACCUCUCACUCACUCUCUGCCACGCCAAGACAGGCCUUCCCAGAUACACCCUCACAGUGCAAGACAGUCCCCCAGGUGCCAAGGUGCCAAGAUCAAACCCCUUUGCUAUUUUUAUUGUGCCACAAGGCAGUGAGACAGCUUGGCUCUACAGCUCCAGUGAAGGUCGAAGGCAGCUGGCAGCCAGCGCUAAUUUUCGGCGCUUGGUUAUUGUGACAAUGCACAGAAAUCAGCAGUAUACAGACAUGCAGGCUGUCCAGUCAGAACUUUCCCCAAUGGUAAUGGACCUAGCUCCGCCGGGUAUUCCAGCCAACCAGCAGGUGCCGUUUCUGUCAGUUGGAGGUGACAUGGGUUGGAGAGAGGAGGUGAGCAGGGGUGUGAGUGAGCUGAGUGGGGAGUACUGUGUGGAAAACGUCAAAGGAGAAGACGGAGAACUGUACCGGAGACUCAUUUUCCUGUCUAAUGCUGCCCUCGUCCAAUCAGAGAGCCGUCUUGUCUCUUCAAAUACUGCAUCCAGUCACAAGAAGAAAAACAAAAAGAAGAUCAAGCCAACAGCUGCACCAACUUCAUCCUCGGCCUCUCUGUCUGUGGACAGUGGCUUUCUGUGCUGCGCUCACCAUGAAGUGAUGGCGGCCGGCCUUGCAAUGCUUGGGGUGGGCACACCACAGAACAAAGAUGUCCCAGUGUCGGUGCUCUUGGUCGGGCUUGGCGGAGGAGGCCUGCCUCAGUUUUUACGAGACUUCGUACCCAAUGUUACUGUUGAGGUCGUAGAGCUGGACCCUGUUGUGAUGGAGGUGGCAAAGGAAUGGUUCGGGUUCCGACCAGAUGAUGGCUUGACUGUCACUCUUGGGGACGGCCUUGAGCGCAUCUGUGCUCUGGAGAAAGAAGGUGGUCGUUUGUUUGAUGCCAUCAUGUUCGAUGUAGACAAUAAAGACAGUUCUCUGGGCAUGAGCUGUCCUCCUGCUGCCUUUGUGGAAACCCAGAUCCUGCAGAAAGUCUCCAGCCUGCUAACCCCCAGAGGUGUGUUUAUACUGAACCUUGCAUGUCGCAACCCGGCCAUGAGAAAAAGCACGUUGGAGCGUGUGAGCGCCGUGUUUCCCACCAUCCUCUCCAAAAAGAUUGAAGAGGAGAUCAACGAAAUCCUUCUGUGCUCUCGUGGUGAAAAUGAGACACAGAGCGCUGCUCACAUCCUUCAGUUCCUGAACCAAGGAGCCAAGAGUCUGCAGGGUGCACUGUGCUCCAGCAGGACAGGGACCAGCAGCAGCCCACAUAUAGACAUUGCAGAGUUGUUGAAAGAUUUGAAAGUCGAGUGAAGUUUGUUUGUGACGGGGAGGGGUUUGAAUUAAGGGUGGUUUCACUUUGCUGUUCAGUUCAAUGUAUAAAAUGUACAAUCACAAGUAAAGAACAUUUUAUCUCCACGUCAUAAUGUGGUGCUUAGUCCUCUUACAUUUGUCAACUUUAUGUCUCCAUUAAAUGUUGCUUUCAAUUUCUGUA